UAAUCUAUGGUGUGUUGUGUCGUACAUUUUGAUUUGCGUACAUUUUUCGACUUGUUCGAUCGUACAUUUUAUAUUCAAUUCCUAUUUUGUUUAUAAUUGCUUGAGAUGAAAUCUAAAAAACGCCAUUACUCUUCAUCAGAAGAUUCCGAGGAAUCAAACGCUAGUGAUAAAUCUAGUAGUUCAUCGGAUAGCGAAAGCGAGGACUCCUCCGUGUCGGAGCACCGGGGCAAGAAGAAAAGAAAACGUGCAGAUUCUUCAGAGUCUGAUAGCAACUCUGAUAAUCAAAAACGAUCAAAAAAACGUAAGCAUAAGAAAAAGAAGAAGAAACAUGGAAAGAAAAAGAAACGUUCAGAUUCUGCAGAUCGCGGUAAUGUUGAAAGUAUAUCAUCUUUGAGUGACGGAGAAAUAAUAUCCAAAAAGAAAAGAAAACAAAAGCAUAAACAUUCAAAGCGGGCAGAGGCUUCACACAGUGAAGAAGAGCAGCAAGAACAUCGCUUGCACAGUGUUGUUAAAGAAUGUCGACAAUCAUCAGAUGAAGGAAGCCAGCCACCUCGCACAUACUAUCAAAAAGACUACCCAAUGAGACAUUCAGCAUCAGCAGAUAACUAUGAAAGGCAAAGCGAAGUCCAACGUUUCUACAGAGGUUCCAGUAAAGAACACCAAUCAUCUUAUCAAGAAUCAUAUGGAUAUGACAGAGGUCAUAAUGAAAGAGUAUAUGAUAAAAACAGAGAAAGAUAUGGCCACAAUCCACAUUAUGCUACUAAUUCUGAAUAUAACAGAAGACCUAAGGAAUUUGAUGAAUUUAAAAGGCAUCCAAGAUAUGAGGAGCAUAGACCUGAGGAAGAUUUCCACAGACGACCCAGAGAUGAACCUUAUCAAGGAAGAGAAGAUUCAAGAGGAUACAACCGUUACAAUAAUCAAUAUGACCAUAGAGGAGCACACAAACAAAGAGAAGUACAUGAUGUCAGGGAUUAUCGUGAAAGACGCGGUCCACCUGACGUGGAGAGAUAUCGCGAAAGGGAAUACGUCGAAAAGAGAGACAAAUACCGCGAGGAGAGGUAUUCAGGUGACAGGAAUCGUGAGUUACGUCGUGAGCGGCCGCCGAGAGUUGAUAAACCAUCAUCGCCGCAACACAGAGAGCAUUCCAAAUCACGAAGUCCGGACCGUUACCGCGAGAAGAGCAUAAAAGUAGAGAGUAGAGAAGAAAGAGACGGAGGAAGAGAGGGAAGACCAUUGAAGGAGAGAGUGGAGAAGAGAGAGAGCUCACGGGGCGGGGAGGAGCGAAGAGAUCGUCCGCGGAGGAGCGAGGAGCGACCGCGGCCUGCUGAGAACGACUCCCGCCCGAGAGAACGGAAGAGCAGAUUUGCCGAUGUAGAUGACAAAAAAGAGUAUGGCUGGGGGAAGACAGAAGUGAAGAAAGAAGGAAAACCUGAAGGAGAAAAGGAGAAACCUAACUUCGGUCUGUCCGGCAAGCUGACUGCUGACGCCAACACUGUCAAUGGCGUCGUUAUAAAGUACGCGGAGCCCGAUGAUGCUAAACAACCAAAAAGGAGAUGGAGAUUCUAUCCGUUCAAAGGCGACAAGGCGCUGCCGAUCCUGUACAUCCACCGGCAGUCGUGCUUCCUGAUCGGACGCGACAAGAAGGUGGUGGACAUCGCGCUGGAGCACCCCUCCAUCAGCAAGCAGCAUGCGGCGCUGCAGUACAGAGCUACACCCUUCACUCGUCCUGACGGCUCUCAGGGCCGCCGCGUCCGCCCUUACGUUAUCGACCUAGAGUCUGCUAACGGUACAUUUGUCAAUAACAAGAAGAUUGAACCUCGUCGUUAUGUGGAGCUUUUAGAGCGGGAUGUGGUGAAGUUCGGCUUCUCUCAGCGCGAGUACGUAUUGCUGCACGAGAACAGCAAAGAUGACGCUCAGGAUGAUGAUAACCAGGACCCGCCAGCCGUCACCACCACUGACCACAUCAAACAUGAGAAGAGGAUCAAAGAGGAAGUGGCCGCUGAUGGUGAGUAACUUGUCUCACUUUAAGUUUCCAUUGCUGAAACAUUAAACAAAAA
Messenger RNA from Papilio machaon (common yellow swallowtail), 2057 nucleotides. RefSeq names its product smad nuclear interacting protein 1. Bases 106 to 2013 code for a protein of 635 amino acids. Gene Ontology annotation, cellular component: nucleus. Gene Ontology annotation, molecular function: protein binding; mRNA binding. The transcript is spliced from 12 exons. The record is from RefSeq and is a predicted model, not a curated record. Gene Ontology annotation, biological process: miRNA processing. NCBI's taxonomy places the organism in Eukaryota, Metazoa, Arthropoda, Insecta, Lepidoptera, Papilionidae.